This is a messenger RNA of Diachasmimorpha longicaudata, 2548 nucleotides long. RefSeq lists its product as uncharacterized. The coding region runs from base 336 to 2420 and encodes 694 amino acids. The transcript is spliced from 9 exons. The record is from RefSeq and is a predicted model, not a curated record. Lineage: Eukaryota; Metazoa; Arthropoda; Insecta; Hymenoptera; Braconidae. Gene Ontology annotation, molecular function: oxidoreductase activity; copper ion binding.
UCGUGACAUUGUGCAGAAGAAAACUGCACGUGUAAUACUCCUUGUAGUGCUUAAUUUUUUACGACAAAAAUCGCACGACACUAUUAACAACACUCAUAACGGAAGAAACAUGAAAAUUUAAAUUUCAUGAUUUGUGUGAAGAUUUAUACUACUUUUUCCGUGAAAAAUAUCAUGAAUUGUCACCCAUCAAUUCACAAAUGGUUCAUUCCGAAGAUGAGUGGUACGAUAGUGGCUGCAUAAUUACCGAAUAAAAGUAAACUUGAGAAUAAUCACUGAGGUAAAAAAAAUGAUUAUUUAAGCGACGACUACGAUUAUAGUUAUCGUCAGUGCUCAUCAUGAAAGGAAAGUGGAAUGACGUUAUGUCGUUUAUUUUUUUCGUACUAUUCCUACUGCAUGAUGAGACUUUCGCGGCCCAGGGGAGUUAUCGUGUUUAUUCGCGGAGUCAAGGAAAAUAUACAGUAGUGAAUUACACCGUCGCCGAUACCGCGACAAACGAUUCAUUCAAACUGAAGGGAUCCGCGGCAUAUGAUGUAGAAAGUCGGUUCAAUGAUUAUGAUGAUUUAACGAGAGCAUCAACGCCGGAGGAAUGUGCGCGCGAAUGUGGGAACAAUAAAGACCCAAAAAUAUGUUACUAUGAAUGGACUGUGGAAUACUACAGCACAAUGGGCAAAGCAUGUGAAUUAUGCCAGCCAACAACCAACACCUCCUUGUCCAGUGAUUGUCAGUGCAUCCUGGCAGACGGCGUCGAGUUGUCAGGAAUCAUGGUUGUCAACAGAAUGUACCCAGGCCCCUCGAUUCAGGUCUGCCUGGGUGAUCUGGUGGUUGUGGACGUGGCGAAUCACGCCUUCGGCAGUGGUCUCACCAUCCACUUCCACGGAAUCUACCAAAACGGCUAUCAGUAUUAUGACGGAGUUCCCUUUGUAACCCAGUGCCCCAUAUCGUACCGAUCCACGUUCAGGUACAAGUGGCGGGCCCAGAACGCCGGAACGCACUUUUAUCAUGCCCACACGGGCCUCCACAAGCCUGCGGGCAUUCAGGGGGCCAUCGUCGUUCGCCGGCCGCGGGAGACUGAUCCCAUUGCAAAAUAUUACGAUGAAGAUGGCAUCGAUAAUGUCAUCUUCGUCAAUGAUUGGUUCCACUCCACUCCAGACAACCAUUGGCCCGGUAAUCGCUUCCGAAAUGUGGGACAGGUUGCGGAUAAUUUUCUUAUCAAUGGCAGGGGACAGUGGUUUAAUUCUACUAGUAAUACAUCAACUGACACACCGCUCGCCGUUAUCAACGUCGAGCCGAAUCGUCGCUACCGGUUUCGAAUGGUAAACAGCCUAAGUUGGACUUGUUCGGUUCAAAUGACUAUUCAAGAUCACAAUAUGACAUUGGUUGCCACCGAUGGCGAACCGGUGAUUCCCAAGAACGUCACCACUAUCACGUCUUUUUCAGCCGAACGCUACGACUUUGUCCUCACCACGACUCAGGAACCGCGAUCUUACUGGAUUCAAGUCAGAGGUCGGGGUGCCUGUGAAGACCGAAAAGUCGUCCAGUACGCGAUCCUCCGUUACUCUGGCUCACAGCUGAGGGAACCUGAAGGGGAACGACUGACGUACGAUCGGCCUUUGCCAUUAGGAGUGGUUUUUAAUGCCGUCAAUCAAGUGUGUGAGAACUCAACGGAGAAUAUGGUCUGCGUGAAGAACCUGCAGAACGCAGAGCCAGUGAAUGAAAGGAUUCUGCAAAAGGAGGCUGAUAUAACUUUCUACAUUCCCUUCACAAUACAGCAGUACAGGACUGAAGACCUGUUCGAACCAAAUACUUAUCAAAAUUAUGAAAUGCCGAUCGGAGAUCUCGGCGCUUUUGUUGCCAUGCUCCAGAAUUUCUCCAAUGAAUUCCCAGCCUCUCCCUAUCUAACUCAAAUGCGUGACGUACCGCCGGAGAGGAUCUGCAGGGGCGACCAACUACCCACCGUUUGUGAGAGAGACAAACCGUGUUUCUGCUCUCAUAUUAUCGAUAUUCCAUUGAAUAGUGUUGUAGAAAUCGUUAUGAUUGACGAAGGAGUAACGCUAACGCAUCCAUUUCAUCUUCAUGGUUACGGGUUCUUCGUAAUGGGCCAGGGAAGUUUCGAGACACUGGGGCUCGCCGGGGCGGAUAAAAAAAAAGCCAUUGAACUGGACAGGGCAGGGCUGUUGAAACGCGAUUUCGAUCGACCACCUGUGAAGGAUACUCUAGCCACCGCCGCUGGAGGAUACACCAUCGUCAGAUUCUUCGCGGAUAAUCCGGGAUACUGGCUGUAUCAUUGCCAUUUCCAGUCGCACCAAUUGGUUGGCAUGGAACUGACCUUUCACGUUGGCGAAGAUUGGGAUCUGCCCCCAAUACCGGACGGAUUUCCAGUUUGUGGAAAUUUCGCACCAGAAGUUUGGAACGAUGAUUGAAGAUAACAGUCCUGUACUCUACUUCGUAAUUUAAUCAGUACAACUGCCAGUAAUUUAUCUCAAUAGAUGUGUCACAAUUAAAAUAUCUGGUUACUUAAUAAACUUUUUGUUCAUUGGUUUUUACGGAA